AUGGCUUCCAAGCUUGUGACCUCCAUCUUCACGUUUCUCUUCCUUUUCUUCUUUUUAUUCUCCUCGACGACCUCCGUUUUUGCUCGGCCCAUUCCCGGCUCUACAAACAUGUCUCCUGGGACUACUCGAGACGGGUUUAAGGUUGUGGAUGAUGUUUUGGAAGAGGAGAGCUGUGGAAUUGGAGAAGAACAUUGCUUGAUGAGGAAAACUCUUGCAGCCCAUGCUGAUUAUAUCUACACAGAUAAGCAAAGACCAUGAAGAUUAUUUGCACCUCAUUCUUCGGCUCGAAUCUUUGACCUUUUGGUCAAAUGUAUAUUCUUAACCAAUUGAGUUAUGUUCCGGUUGAUCAAAUCCGAUAUACUAAACUUAAAUUUAGUUACUUCUUUCG
Messenger RNA from Cucurbita moschata (crookneck pumpkin), 388 nucleotides. RefSeq names its product phytosulfokines-like. Gene Ontology annotation, molecular function: growth factor activity. The record is from RefSeq and is a predicted model, not a curated record. The coding region runs from base 1 to 258 and encodes 85 amino acids. NCBI's taxonomy places the organism in Eukaryota, Viridiplantae, Streptophyta, Magnoliopsida, Cucurbitales, Cucurbitaceae. The transcript has 2 exons. Gene Ontology annotation, cellular component: extracellular region. Gene Ontology annotation, biological process: cell population proliferation.